UUUCAACCGAAGAAUAUUUGACAGCGGCCCACUAUAUAUAAAACACAUUUUUCACAAUCAAUUCAGAGUGUUCUGCACUCUAUUUCAGUGAAAAAGUUCGUAAGAAAGUCUUCGUGAGCAUUUUCGAAUUGAAUAAGAGUUCGCAAGUUCAUAAAUUUAUUAGUUUGCCACAGUUUUUAAGCAUUGAAGCACCAUGUCUUCCAAUACGAAAAAGCAUCUUCUACUGAUGUAUGAUCGCCCUCAAGAACCAGUUUUUGUGGCAAAAGGAGAGAAUAGAUCGGUCUUCAAAGUUCCCAACAAGUUUCUUUCCGAUAGGUACAAACCUCUUGGAGUAACUUUAACCGACCGCUUCAACGAAGGAGCUGGUGAAGAAAUCGAUGUCAAAGACAUCUCUCUACCACGACUAGGGGACAUUACAGAGCUUGGAAGACAUGAGAACUUCUCACUCUUCAUCCCAAAGCACCGAAGAUUGGCAGGAAAACUGAUCAACAUCCUUAUUGGGGUGAGAAACAUUGAUGACCUGCUUUCGGUAUGUUGUUAUGCAAGAGACAACGUGAAUCCCUACAUGUUCAACUAUUGUCUGUCCGUCUGUCUUCUACAUCGCUCUGACACCAAAGACAUAGAUGUACCUUCCAUUGUAACAUCUUUUCCUGAUAAGUUUGUGGAGAGUUCAGUUUUUAGUAGAGCUCGGGAGGAAGCUACCAUAGUCCCAGAUGGUUCAAGAAAUGCUAUCGAGAUACCUAGGGACUACACAGCUUCUGACCUAGAAGAUGAACAUCGUGUGGCCUAUUUCAGAGAAGAUCUUGGCAUCAAUCUCCACCACUGGCAUUGGCACCUGGUGUACCCUUUUGAGGGUGCCUUGGAAGUUGUCAACAAGAACAGAAGAGGUGAGCUCUUCUACUACAUGCACCAACAGGUUAUUGCAAGGUACAAUAUUGAACGUCUGUGCAACCAUAUGAGAAGAGUUGAAAGGUUGAUGAGUCUGAGGACACCUAUAAAGGAAGCCUACUUCCCAAAGUUGAACAGCUUGGUGGCUAGUAGAAGCUAUCCUGCUCGUGUAGCCAAUCAAACCCCCAGUGAUUUGAACAGAUCUGUUGAUCAGAUUCAGCAAGACAUCGAUGAUAUGGAGAGAUGGAGGGAUAGGAUCUAUGCUGCCAUACAUCAAGGAUAUGUGGAAAAUGAUCGUGGUCAAAGAGUUACCUUGACCGAAAAUGAAGGUAUUGACAUUCUUGGUAACAUGAUGGAGUCUUCAAUUCUGUCACCAAAUAGGACUUUCUAUGGUGAUUACCACAAUAUGGGUCAUAUCUUCCUUUCCUACAUCCAUGACCCUGAUCAUCGACACUUGGAAAGUUUCGGUGUGAUGGGAGACUCAACUACUGCCAUGAGGGACCCCGUUUUCUACCGCUGGCAUGCGCAUAUCGACGAUAUUUUCCAAGAAUUCAAAGCAACAUUACCCUCGUAUCCUGAAAGCCAACUUGUUUACGAAGGAGUGUCUAUCGCUAAUAUAGAGAUUCGCUCUAAUGACACCCCCAACAACAGAAUCAACACAUAUUGGCAACAAUCUGAUGUUGAUUUAUCCAGAGGUAUGGACUUCCAACCAAGAGGUCCAGUCCGUGUGAGGUUCACUCAUCUUCAACAUCAAGAAUUUAACUAUAGGAUUACUGUCAACAAUCAAGGAAGUAGUAAGAGAGGUACUUGCAGGAUUUUCUUAGCACCUAAAUUCGAUGAGAGGGGCAACCCUUGGCUCUUCAGGGACCAGAAGAAUAUCUUCAUUGAACUAGAUAAAUUCGAAGUCAAUUUGAAGUCCGGACAGAAUAUUAUAAACCGCGCAUCCACCCAAUCUUCGGUAACGAUUCCAUUCGACCGUACCUUCAGAGAUCAUGACACAAACCGACCAGAAGGUGGGGAUGCUCUUGCUCAAUUCAAUUUCUGUGGAUGUGGAUGGCCUCAGCAUAUGCUGAUUCCUAAAGGAAACGCAGAAGGAUACCAGUGCCAACUUUUCGUUAUGAUUUCUAACUACACCAAUGAUCAUGUUGAGCAGAAUGUUAGUGGGACUUGCAACGACGCCUACUCCUUCUGUGGACUGAAGGAUAGGCUUUAUCCAGAUCGACGGUCUAUGGGAUACCCAUUCGACAGGAUGCCAAGAGAUGGAGUUAGGACUCUUCAGCAGUUUUUGACGUCAAAUAUGAGGGUCCAGGAUAUUGUUAUACAUCACGCGAAUAGGACUGUUAGGCCUCAGACUGCCAGACAGCAGACGUUGACCAACAGAUCUGGGAAUGAUGAUGAAGAUGAUUAUGAAUUAUAAAAAUUUAAUGAAAUUUGAGUUGUAAUGAUGGUAUAUUUCAAUAAAAUUCAGUAGUGUGUA
Messenger RNA from Harmonia axyridis, 2365 nucleotides. RefSeq names its product phenoloxidase 1-like. The record is from RefSeq and is a predicted model, not a curated record. Gene Ontology annotation, molecular function: oxidoreductase activity. Lineage: Eukaryota; Metazoa; Arthropoda; Insecta; Coleoptera; Coccinellidae. Bases 194 to 2305 code for a protein of 703 amino acids. The transcript is spliced from 10 exons.